Molecule: messenger RNA, 587 nt
Organism: Panicum hallii
Lineage: Eukaryota; Viridiplantae; Streptophyta; Magnoliopsida; Poales; Poaceae
Exons: 1
Coding region: 106-315 (69 amino acids)
Source: RefSeq, a predicted model, not a curated record
GUGGCCGCCGCUGGCAAGCACCCCGCGCAGAGAGAGUUCGAGAAGGCCGAAAAGGCGAGCAGAUUUGGGGAGGAGGAAUCGGAGCCGGCGAGCCGGGGGGCGUCGAUGGCGGACUGGGGCCCCGUGAUCGUGGCGACGGCGCUGUUCGUGGUGCUCACCCCGGGCUUGCUCUGCACGCUGCCGGGGCGCGGCCGGGUGGCGGAGUUCGGCAGCAUGCACACCAGCCCCGUCGCCAUCAUCGUCCACGCCGUCCUCUACUUCGCGCUCAUCACCAUCUUCCUCAUCGCCAUCGGGAUCCACAUCUACGCCGGCUAGCAAGCCGCCGAUCGAGCCGGGGGGCGGGGGCGGGAUAGGCUGCUGCGCUGCGGCCGCCGCCAGCCGCCGCCGUGGGGCGUGAUUCGAAACGAGAUCUGUGUUUCCCUCUCUCUCUCUCUCCCUCCCCUGCUGAUUGCUCCUCCCCCUGCUGCGGGAGUAGGACUCGAUGACUUAUUACUACUGUGCUCUGUGGUUGUAAUCGAUCAAGACUCUGAAUGCAAUCUUGCUUGUCCCGCCAUGAGAUGGGGAUCGAUCGCCCUUUUGAUUCGAAA